AUGAGAAAAUUUCCCGUAGAAGCGCUUAGGCGGAAAACGGCGGGCGCUGAGGCGAGCGUGGCGCAGGAAGCGGCGCUGAGGCGGGUCGAGGCGGUGCGGGACAGUAGGAUGGCAACGGGUGAGACCAAUGUGGCAAUAGAGGCAACAACAACAGAGGCAACAGCAACAGAGGCAACAACAACAAAUUCAGUUGUUCUCAAGCGAAAUUCAGAUGAUGUAGGAUGGAAGUAUGAGGCGCUAGUUGAUCCUCUGAACAAGGAGAAGGUCCGGUGCUUGUUUUGUGGCCAUACUAGCUCAGGAUGGAUUUACCGUCUGAAACAACAUGUAGCACAUGUUGGGACUUCGGUGGUUAAGUGUACGAAACAAACAGAGGAGGCUAAAACAGCAUGUAAGAAGUCACUUGAGGAGGCAACAAGGAAGAGAAAGGAGAAAACUGCUCGUGAUCUAAAUCUGAGAGAAGAAGUGAAUGUUUCUAGAGUUGGAGAGCAGGAGCAGGAUGGGGUAACUUGUGUUGGAAGCCAAGUUGCAAGCUCGGAGCCUCACAAAUUAGGCUCGAUUGAUAAGUGGAAAAGGGCAAUUGAUCCUAAAGCUACACAGGCUGAAUCUUUAAAGCAACAAAAGAUUAACAAGGAACUUUGGAAGCAAAGAACACAUGAGGUUCAGCAAUACAUUGCAAGAUGGAUGUAUAUACAUGCGAUACCAUUCAGCACCGUCAACAAUGAUGAAUUCAUGCAAAUGUGUGAAGCUAUCGGGCAAUUUGGCCCUGGUUUGCAGCCACCUUCUCAAGACCACCUAAGGGAAGUUCUUUUGAGUGAGGAAUAUGAAAGAACCAAGAGUUUGGUUAAGGAACAUGAUGCUGAAAAGAUAAACAAUGGUUGUUCAAUCAUGACAGAUGCUUGGUCUGAUAGGAAAAGGAGAAGUAUAAUGAAUAUAGUCACAAAUUGUUCUGCUGGCACUACUUUCUUGGGCUCAAAGGAGAUGCCAGAUGUGUCACAUACAGCUGAAGUAAUUUUUGAAUUAGUGGACAAAGCCAUUGAAGAAGUAGGUGAGGAGGAAGUGGUCCAGGUGGUGACAAACAAUGCUUCUAACAACAUGGUUGCCAAAAACCUUUUGUUUGCCAAAAGGCCAAGCAUAUUCUGGACUUCUUGUGGUUCUCAUACAAUCAAUUUGAUGCUGCAAGGAAUUCGGAACCUAUCAAGGUUCAAGAAAGUUCUUGACCAAGCAAAGGCAUUCACUAUAUUUGUCUAUGGCCACACAUUAACCUUGGAAUGUAUGAGGUCCUUCACAAAUGGUAGAGAAAUUGUAAGGCCAGGUAUGACCAGAUUUGCAUCUGCUUUCCUUACAUUGACCAGCAUUUUGGAGAAGAAAGAUGACCUAAGAAAAAUGGUUGUGCACAGCAAGUGGGACAACUUGAGAGGUGUGAAGUCCAAAAAAGGAAAAUCUGCAACAGCAACAAUGAUGAGUCCACAAUUCUGGAAAGAUUUGAAGAUGUGCUUAAGUAUUUUUGAACCUCUUGUAAAAGUGCUUCGUUUGGUUGAUGGAGAUGUGAAGCCUACUAUGGGCUUCCUGUACGGAGAAUUAACCAAGGCAAAGAGAGAGAUAAAGCAAUGCUAUGGGAACAUAGAGGCUCGGUACAGAGAUGUCAUGUCUAUUGUAGACAAGAAGAUGAAAGGGAGACUUGAUUCUCCGAUACACUUAGCUGCAUAUGUGCUGAAUCCAUACUAUAGUUAUGCUGAUACGUCACUCUUUGAAGAUGGCACAGUGAUAGAAGGGUUUAUGAAAUAUGUUGAGACCUUCUAUCAUGCUGAUGAGGACAUGCAAGAUAAGGUUGCCAACUAUGAACUUAGGAUAUUUCAAACCAGGGAAGGUUCAUUUUCUAAGAAGCUAGCUAGGACUUAUCAAAACUUUGAUUAUAACCCAGCAUCUUGGUGGAGAUUGUAUGGGACUCAAACACCCGGUUUACAAAGGAUGGCUAUUAGAAUCUCGUCUUUAACUUCAAGUUCUUCUGGUUGUGAAAGAAAUUGGAGCACUUUUGAAAUGAUGCCUGGCACAAAUAUUCCGUGGUCUGUUAUUGGAGAAGCAAUGGGAGUGGAUGAACAACUUGAGAGGCGUCAAAGUGCAAGAGUGAGAGAGCUUUAUGCAAGAGAGGAAUUUGAGUCUGAAGAAGAGGAGUUUGAGGAACAUGAUGACUACAUGGAUGAAGAAUGA
Striga hermonthica is the source of this 2208-nucleotide messenger RNA. Lineage: Eukaryota; Viridiplantae; Streptophyta; Magnoliopsida; Lamiales; Orobanchaceae. The record is from the annotation of a GenBank genome assembly.